UAAGGUAUGCAAUGAUAAAACAAACCACCCCUCACUACACCUUACCCCAAAACUUUGGAUUUCCUGCCGUGGGAAUAUCCCCCAGUUUCCAAUUUGAUAUAGCCCACUCCGCCCCACCUACCUUACCUCUAAGGUGAGGAAGACUUUUCUUAUCCAAUUUUGUUGCGAUUUCUUCUGAAUCUCUUGUUGUUGUUCUUACAAAUAUAGAUAGAUACCAAUGGAGGGUAGAGAUGAACGCUUGUCACGCUUAAAUCAUGUGCGGGGGUUGUUAGACGGGCUCGUUUCUAGCCGGUUGGUUGACAGCUUCCAAACCACAAGGCUUGACGUUUCACUCUUGAAAAAGCUGAAGACAAUAUUGCUGAAACAUCGAGUUAUACUUGAGCAACAGAUCUACUACGGACUUGAUGCAGGAUAUUGGGCGAAUUUGCUGGAUAAUGUCUUUAAUGAAGUUAGCUCUUUGUUUAACAAAAUCAUCAAUGAAGCAGUUGAGUAUGAAAACCUAACUCCUACUUCUCAUGUUUUCAAAAGUCGCUCUUCUCUUUUCAAACGGUUGAUUCAUUAUAAAUUGCAAACAUCAAUUGAAAGAUUAGAGGUCGCGAGCUCUACUACAACUUAUGAUCUAGUUGAUGACUCUUCUAUACAACUCCCCUCACUCUCAACUUCUAUUAAGAUGUUGUUAGACAGGCUUCAUUCUACUGAGCUCAUCCACAAGCUUGAUGUUUCACUCUUGGAAAUCCUGGAGAUAAAAUUGCAGUAUCUUGAAACUAAGUAUCAUGCUGCUGAGGAGAAACAGAUCACUGAUCUUAAUGGAGGACAUUGGUUGGAUAUGUUGAGAAAUGUUGUCUUUGAAUUUGGCUAUUUCUUUGACGAAAUCAACACUCAAGCAUUGCAAACCAGAGAGGAAGCAGAGUGUCAAACCCAAACCCCUACUUCUCAGGUGUUGAAAAAUCUUUCUUCUCCUUUCAAACGGUUUAAUGGAGUCACUAAUUCUAAAUUUCAAAAAUUAAUUGAAAGAUUAGAGUUCAUGAGUUCACGAGCACACGAUCGAUUUGGUGAUUUCUAUUCCAGUACUGAUUGGAAUGAAAAUCCUACAUUUUCUGUUUUCGAUGAUGAAUCUUCUAUUUAUGGAAGAGAUAGUGACAUAGAGAAACUUAAACAUCUUUUGUUGUCUACUAGUGGCGAUAGUAAAAUAGGAAUUAUUUCCAUUGUGGGUAUUGAAGGGAUUGGUAAAACAACCCUUGCUAAACUUCUUUACCAUGAUCCCGAAGUAUCUGACAAAUUUGAGUUAAAACUGUGGGCACGUGUCUCAGAAUAUUUUGAUGAAACAAUUCUUGAUGACUUGAAUACAUACAGAAAUGACACAAGGGAUGUGAAUAACAUUUAUCCAAAGUUUUUGCUAGUAUUGGAUGAGGUAAGGGAUGCAAGAUCUAUCAAUUGGACAUUACUGAUUAAUAUCUUUGGUGUUGGCGAAACAGGAAGUAGGAUCAUCAUCACAACACAGGAUGAAAGAGUUGUACCAUCCAUGCAAACCUUUGAGCCAUCCAUGCAAACCUUUCUUUUUGUCCACUACUUGAGACCUCUGGAGAGUGAAGAUUGCUGGUCUUUACUUGCAAGACAUGCAUUUGCAGCAUGUAAUGACCAACCACAAUUCAAUCUAGAAGAUAUUGGCAGAGAAAUUGCAAAUAAAUGUUUUGGAUCACCAAUUGCUGCAAUAGCACUUGGGGAUAUUCUCCGCACCAAAUUUUCGUUAGAGUACUGGAAGUUUGUGCUAGAAAGCAACCUUUGGGUAUUGACGGGUCAUGACGUGUAUCCUUUUAUACAAUUGAGCUACCACUAUCUUUCGACUCCUUUAAAACGAUGCUUUGCAUAUUGUUCAAUUUUUCCAAAGAAGUCCAUCUUAGCAAAAAAUAUGGUAGUUCAGUUGUGGAUUGCUGAAGGCUUGGUAGAAUCGUCCAUUGACCAGGAAAAAGUUGGAGAAGAAUACUUUGAUGUAUUAGUAUCAAGGUCGUUGAUAAAUCAACGAUCUAUUGGUGGUGAUGAAGCACAUUUUCAAAUGCACGACCUUAUCCAUGAUUUAGCUACAGAGGUUUCAUCUCCGUAUUCUAUCAAUAUGGAUGAACAUAACCUACAUGAUAAGGUACAAAACUUAUCAUACAACAGAGGGAUAUGUGACUCAUAUAAUAAAUUUGAUAAGUUGUAUGGACUAAAAGAUCUACAAACCUUUAUAGCAUUACCAUCACAAGAAAAAUUGCCUCUUUGUUUGCUAUCAAACAAGGUAGUACAUGAUUUGUUGCCAACAAUGAAACAAUUACGCGUGUUGUCUUUGUCAAGUUAUAAGAGUAUCACUGAGAUUCCCAAUUCUAUUGGAAAUUUGUUAUACCUGCGGUACUUAAAUCUUUCUCGCACUAAGAUCGAAAGGCUGCCUUCUGAAACAUGCAAGCUUUACUAUCUGCAGUUCUUGUUGUUGGCAGGCUGUAGAAGACUCACUGAAUUGCCGGAGGACAUGGGGAAAUUGGUUAAUCUCCGUCACCUUGAUGUUAGUGACACCGCAUUGAGGGAGAUGCCCGUACAAAUAGCCAACCUAGAAAAUCUCCAAACUUUGUCGGACUUUGUUGCCAGCAAACACAAUGAUGGAUUGAAGCUUGCGGAUCUGGGAAAAUUUCCCCACCUACAUGGAAAACUUUCUAUCUCACAGCUACAAAAUGUUAAUGACCCCUUUGAAGCAGAUCAAGCCAAUAUGAAGAUGAAAGAACGGUUAGACGAGUUAGCUUUAGAAUGGGAUUGUGGUAGCACUUUUUCAGAUUCACAAACUCAAAGUGUUGUACUUGAACAUUUGCAUCCCUCAACAAAGUUGAACAGUCUCACCAUCAAAGGCUAUGGUGGAAUCAGCUUUCCGAAUUGGUUGGGUGAUUCUUUAUUUAGCAACAUGGUGUAUUUAAGGAUCUCAAAUUGUGAUAAUUGUAUAUGGCUUCCGUCUCUUGGACAAUUGGGUAAUCUGAAAGAACUCGUCGUUGAAGGGAUGCAAUCAUUAGAGACAAUUGGUACUUCGUUUUGUGGAAGUGAUGGUUUUUCAUGUCAACCAUUUCCCUCCCUGGAGACUCAACCUUUUGACGAUACGCAAGAGUGGAAGGAAUGGAACUUGAUUGGAGGUUCGGCUACAGAGUUUCCUAGUUUAAAAACCUUAUCACUAAGUAAGUGCCCGAAACUGAGAGUAGGAAACAUAGCUGACAAAUUUCCUUCCUUAACUGAACUUAAGUUAAGAGAAUGUCCCCUACUGGUGCAAUCAAUGCCAUCAUCAGAUCAUGUACUUAACCAAAUGAUGUUCCCUUUGAAUUCUCUUCUACGGUUGACCAUAGACGGCUUUCCAUCUCUGACGUCUUUCCCAACAUACGGUCUACCAAAAACCUUGAAAUUUCUCAUAAUUAGAAAUUGUGAGAAUCUAGAGUUUCUUCCUCAUGAACUCUUGCACAAUUACACAUCGCUCGAGGAAUUGAAAAUAUCUUACAGCUGUAAUUCAAUGAUAUCAUUUACCUUGGGCGCUCUCCCUGUCCUCAAGAGUUUGUUUAUCGAGGGCUGUAAAAAUCUGAAAUUGAUAUUAAUUGCAGAAGGAGCGUCAGAAAAGAGUCUCUCAUUUCUUAGAAGCAUCAAAAUAUGGGAUUGUAAUGAAUUGCAAUCAUUUCCCUCGGGUGGAUUGACCACCCCAAACCUCGUUUAUAUUGCAGUUUGGAAGUGUGAGAAGCUUUGUUCACUACCUGAUGCAAUAAACACUCUAACUGGCCUUCAAGAAAUGGAAAUUGAUAAUCUACCAAAUCUUCAAUCUUUUGUUAUAGAUGAUUUGCCUAUCAAUUUACGGGAAUUGACUGUUGGAUCUGUUGGAGGCAUUUUGUGGAAUACUGAGCCAACUUGGGAACGUCUCAAAUGUCUGUCAGUGUUGCGAAUUAAAGGUGCUGAUAUGGUGAACGCAUUUGUGGUGCCAUUCCUACCUCCAUAUCUCGUGACACUAUGCAUCUGUGGUCUUAGAGAUAAAAGCAUUGAUCGGAAGUGGCUUCAACAUCUCACUUCUCUCCAAAACCUCGAGAUUGUUAACGCUCCCAAACUCAAGUCGUUGCCAAAAAAUGGAUUGCCUUCCUCUCUUUUAGUACUAAGUAUGACUCACUGUCCAUUACUGGAAGUAAGUUUGCGGAGAAAGCAAGGGAAAGAGUGGCGUAAGAUUGCUCACAUUCCCUCCAUAAUUAUAGACGGAGAAUUGAUCACAUGAGUUUCCUGUCUGGAAUUGUAUUCUGUCAUCCCUGCUUCUGCCCAAUCUUGCUGUUGUGAGAAGCCAAAUUCGUAUGCACAACCUGCAAGUGCAACUGAGUCCAUUAAAUGUUUUAGCUUGUACCAAGUGAUUCCAGAGUGAUUGAUAAUUUGCAAUUUUGCACCAAGACUGCAGCAGUGGUGAUUGAUCACAGUGUUAGUGGUGAUAUAGUUAAGGCCAUAGUGAAAAGGGAUGUGCCGCUCCUACAUGCUUCUCUUGUUUCCUUACAUCACAUGAGUUUUGUGUCCAGCCUGUUUGCAGAUGAAGAACCAGGGGCCUCAAGGGUGUGACAGGAACCAAGAUGGAAGCAGUCUCAGAUUGAAGACAAUGGCCUCUUGGGAAGUAAUGUUCACAUCACCAUACAUAACUGAUAAAUUGUUUAACUUCAACCUCAUAGAUUUGGUGUACUGUUGAGCAAAUGGAUGAGGAUAUUGUUUUCCUUGGAAAUCUAUGCUUGUUUCGGUCCUUUAUGCAAGUGAUUUUUUUUUCAGCCCUGAGGUUCCCAUUCUUCCAAACACAACAAUUAUUGAUUCAGGAAAGGAGAUUAUUUCUGGAGCAACUAGGACGAGCAGCGAUUAUCUGUCAGAGUUGAUUUCUCACAAUUGCUUUGCCGCAGAGUGCUUGAUGCAGUAGAGGAUCCAUACUUACAAAAAUCAAAGAGGAACAAUGGUUUAUUAUUAGCCGCAUUCUGUUCUGAAUUCUAAGUUCCAACGCCAUUCUUAUUCUGUGCUAGAAGCACCUUUUCCAGCUUAUGUAGAGAUGUUGUUUGAAAAGAUUGUUUCUGGUACUUGCUGUGAAUCAGGUGGUGAAAAAUUAGUUUUACUAUCAUUUCGCCACAUGCUCAUUCUAAUUGAAUAAAUUUGUCAAAUUGGAAUAAAAAGCCUUGUACUCAAAGUUACUUAGAUAUUAAUUUGUUGCUACAAUACCUUUUUUAUUUGUAUAAUAAUGAUAUAAUAUGGACAAUAGCUUAUCAUGCCAAAAGCAAUAAGGCAGCCACAUGGACAUCCAACAAAUCUGCAUAAUAGACAGCAAGGCAGCAAACUUUAUCACUAAAAGAGGAUUAGUUGUUUUUAAGCUUUGCCGACACAGUUCCACGUGUACUGGUUCAAUGACAGUGGCCAAGUUUUAAUUUCUUACAUAAGGAAUUGAGUCUUAUAUUUAUUUUAAUGCUUGAAUAACAAUGUAAACGAAUUCUGGCAAUAUAUGGUGAAUGUGUUUAUGUAUUGGUUAUGCAAGAUUGUCAAA
Molecule: messenger RNA, 5542 nt
Organism: Trifolium pratense (red clover)
Lineage: Eukaryota; Viridiplantae; Streptophyta; Magnoliopsida; Fabales; Fabaceae
Product: putative disease resistance protein RGA1
Exons: 6
Coding region: 218-4258 (1346 amino acids)
Biological process (GO): defense response to other organism
Molecular function (GO): ADP binding
Source: RefSeq, a predicted model, not a curated record